CAAUUUUUCCUACCGUCCGUUAUUUCCUAGAAGGGCUCAUUUACGCACACCCGACAAUGCCUAGCCUGAAGCCAUUCCUUAUAGCCAUAGCCGGCGCAGCCGUCAUGCUGCAGCUGCUCAUCCUCGCCAACAUGAGCUACCUGUACGGCACAGCCUACCACAACACUUCACGAUACAGCGCACUGAAGUUCUUGUUUGUCGACUACGACGGUGGUGAGGUUGGACAGUCUGUCACGGCAGCCUACAAUCAGAUGCGAGGGCCCGAGUUUCCAACGCUCCAUCAGCACUCCCCAGAAGAAUACCCGACACCACAAGACGUUCAGGAAGCUGUCUGCAAGGGUGGAUACUGGGGUGCUAUAUAUUCCAGCCGGGAUGCCUCGUCGAGAUUAUCCGCUGCACUGGCUUCGUCGGAGGGAGCCCGCGACUAUGAUAGCUCCCAGGCUCUUGGAUACAUCUGGAGUAGCGCCAGAUACCCCUCAACUGCGCAAGCAGUUUCUUCAAUGCUCGACGGGCUCGCGCAGGGCGCUGCAGCCGCCUACAGACAGAUCAACGGCACUGCUGCCCUCGCUACAAUCAACGUCUCCGACCCCUCGAUCGCACAAACAAUCCUCUCCCCCAUUUCCGCCUCAUCAACAGACCUCAACCCCAUGCCACAGGGCACGCGCUUCUACUACAACACCGUCUCGAUGGUGAUGCCGAUAAUCAUCCAGUUCUUCUUCAUCAUGGCGCUGAACGGCAUCUGGGCCCAGAACAAACCCGCCCUCUCCGCACCAAAAGCAGCCCUCCUCCGCUUCGGCAUCUCCCUCGUCUAUACAUGUCUGUCUGCCCUCGUCAUGACCGGCUACAUCUGGUCCUUCCACGAAUCCUGGCCCGUGACCGGCUCGCAAUUCGCCCGAUCCUGGAUGUCCAUCUGGCUCGCAAGCCACAUCCACUUUAUGCUCAUCGACUUCGUCAUCGCGAUCAUUCCGAUGCAGUUCGCGCCCUUUUUCGUUCUCACCUGGGUGAUUCUCAAUGUCUCGAGUACGAUCUCCCCAUUUGAGCUCUCGCCGGGGGUUUAUAGACUGGGGUAUGUCAUGCCCGCGCAUGAGCUUUAUGAGGUGUUGUUACAGAUUUGGACGGAGGGUUGUAAUCCGCAUCUUGGGAGGGCGUUGGGGUUCUUUUUGCAGAGUGGAUUGUUGGUGUGGCGUUGUUUGUUGUUGCGGGAGUGGUGAGGAGGGGCGAUGGGAGCGGGUUUCGGAGGGUUUUUAGUAGCAGUAAAGGGGAGAGUAAAGUAUAAGGACCUAGAGGGAGUUGCGAGUGGUUCGUCUUAGAACCGUUCUUUCCUUAUUCAUGUUUCCCUCCUCCUUAUUUUUGUUUCCUUGCUACUAUGCAUAGAGCCUGGCGUUGCGUUGAUAUAUUAGAGGCGUGAAUCCAUUUUCUGGUUUCGCGUUUUUCAAAGAAAGAAAGAAAUAGAUCUCAAUAUUUUAUCGUUGUGU
Messenger RNA from Aspergillus calidoustus, 1475 nucleotides. The record is from the annotation of a GenBank genome assembly. NCBI's taxonomy places the organism in Eukaryota, Fungi, Ascomycota, Eurotiomycetes, Eurotiales, Aspergillaceae.